AGGAGAUCCGGCCGCUAAGUAUCAGCGUGGGGCUAGCCUCGGAGGCAAUUGUAGCUCCGACCUCGGGAUGUGGAUUGCAUGAUGGUGAGCUUUCGUCGCACUGCACUUGAGCUACCAUUGAUAUCCUCACGGCGCCAAAACUGUGCUUGCACCCAGAUACCCUCAUCCUUCCGAUUCAACGUCUUGAUUAGAUCGCAACCACCACGUGCUUGCCUGCCCACUUUCCGAAUUCGCUUCCGUCCCCGUUCCAAACCUACGCGCAAUGUCUAAGCUAGGAGCAGGCGUGAAAGCGCUCAUCAACGCGUCGCAUGCUCGACCUGGCCCGGUUCCAGCACCGCGACACAUUCAGUCGAUAUACAAGAGGAUAGAACAGGAAGCGACGGCGCACAAGCUGGGCCGCCCAUCAUGGCUCGCUCUGUCAACGGCAACAACAAUGACGAUGAACUCGCCGGAAUCAAUGGUGGCGCUGUACAAGUCGGCGAGCGAGAACCAAUCAGAAAAAGACGCCGUGGAGAUAGCAGAGUUGAUGCGCGAGGUUGGGCUCAAGUGCAUUGGCUUCAAUGGCGUUCCCCGCACGAUAAACAUGCUGAAUGCGUUUCGCGCUGAGCUCCCCUCGUCCGUUGUCGCGGCAUUGAACACCAAGCCUUCCCGCCUACCUACUCAAUCUAACGUCGACUCAAUAAAUUCGCGAGGCAGAGCAUUGUGGAACUCAAUAUAUCGCCCGCUAGCAGAGAAGCUGGAGAACAAGCUCGCCGACGCACAUCCCGAUCUGCCAGUCUUCAUCAUCAGCAGUGAGUACGGCGCGCUGUUCAGCGACCCGGAGCGGUCAACUGGUGCCGACAUCGGCCGCAUUACAACAAGCUUAUGCGCUAUUUCUUGCUUGCGCGCUCAGCAGGGCGUGGGUCCCCAGGUACUAAGCCAUGUCUUUGGUUUGCGCAAAGCGUGGGAUGACGGCACUUGGAAGUCCGAGCCCGAGGCAGGAGAGGAGGAGGGCAUCAAGUGGCUGGUGAGCGACGAGGGCUGCACUUGGGCGCUCCAGAAGGUUGAUGAGGUCGUCGAGGCGCUUGGUGGUGCGUCAGGCUCGACUUUCGCACCCGUCAAGGCAAAGCUAUAAGUCACGAACCAAAUGCCACACUGUACAUAUUCCCACUACCAAUCGAGUGGCUCCUUAGUGGCGCAUUUUCGUCUUCCC
Molecule: messenger RNA, 1192 nt
Organism: Paraphaeosphaeria sporulosa
Lineage: Eukaryota; Fungi; Ascomycota; Dothideomycetes; Pleosporales; Didymosphaeriaceae
Exons: 2
Coding region: 263-1114 (283 amino acids)
Source: RefSeq, a predicted model, not a curated record